AACGGCGUUUACACCUUUUUCUUACUUUCCUUUGAAUUUAUCUUUCCCCUCAAAAUUUGCCCUAAUUCCAUAAUCCCCCCCUACGAUUCCAAACUCCCCCAAUCUUCGCUGCCAAUUUCAUCUCCGGUUAACCGGCGGCCAUCUCUCACCCUUUAAUUUCUCCCAAUUUUAACCCUAACCCUGAAAAAACCCUAACUGUUUAUUCACUCUAUGUAAUUCCAACUGCAAUUGCACAACUAAGUAUACACAAUGGCGAAAGGGAAGCUUAUAUUAAUCUGCCAAGCCGGAGGUGCGUUUGUGACAAAUGAUGAUGGAACAAUGACGUAUAAUGGAGGGGAAGCCAAUGCAGCAAAUGUCACUUCUGAGACUCCAUUUAAUGAUUUGAAGUUAAAUUUGGCCGAAACAUGUGAUAUAAAUCAGGAAACUGUUAGUGUCAAGUAUUUCCUGCCAGGAAACAAGCGAAAUUUGAUUACUGUAAAGAACGACAAGGAUGUCAAAAGAAUGAUCGAUUUUCAUGGGGAUGCAUUAACAGCAGAAGUGUUUGUUAUGGGAACACCGGGUUAUAUUCGUAAAGCCCCAGAUAUUGAAACUAACGGGCAAACCAGUACCAAAAUUGAAGAGGCUGUAAACAAUAAUGAUGAGAGUACGCAGAAAGAUGAGAAGGUUAAACAAGCUAAAGUGGGUGCCAAGAAAGAUAAGAAGGUGAAGAAAGAAGAUAAGGCAGCCAAAAGUCCAAUGGCAUCUCCAGCUACGAGGACACGCCGUGCUGUUGCUGCUGCUAAAGCUGAUACAGCUUCACAUGAGAAAGGAAAAAGGAAAAAGGUGUCCAAGAAUGCUAAUAAGUUGGAGGGUUCUGUGGGUGUUACCUCUUCAAGUGCUGCUUCUGAGCAGGUCAAAGAGAAUGUUGGUGCGGAACGUAGCUCUGAGUAUGCGUCAAGUAGGUAUCCAAAGCGGAAGAAGGGCACCAAUCAGAAUGAGACAGAUCCUAAUGCUAGCCCUAUCGACAGUGCAAAGAAACGAAAACGGACUCCGUCUUGGAAAUUGGAUGCUAAUGGUGGUCCCACUAGCAUUGCUGAUUCUGUAGGGUUAAAAUCUAGUGGUUCUGGAUGCAAAAGUUCGCAGAGAAAAAGUGGCAGGUUAGCUGCGAAACGAGAGGGUUCUCGAGAAACAAAAUCAGGAAAAAAGAGAGGGCGCCCGCGUACUAUUACUGAGGAUCAAGAACUUGUCGAGGCUGUGAGACCCUCUGCCCUUGUCACCUGUGAUGAUGAUGUGUCAGCUGAAACUUUAGUUACCAUAUGGAAGUCAGCCAUUACUGGUGUUGGUCAAGAAUUUACAAAUGUACACGAGUUCCAAGAAGCGUUGCAAAAAUAUGCUAUGGCAAAUGACUUCGAGUUUAAGUUAAAGAAAAAUGAUACAAAUCGUGUUGCUGGUCAAUGUGCCUUUGAAGGAUGUUCUUGGAAGUUCAAUGCCGUGUUGGUCCCAUCCACUCAAUCUUUCAAAAUAAAGACGAUGAAAAAUGUCCAUACAUGUGAUAACAAAUCAAAGAACUGGUUGGUAAAUACUAUAACCGAUAGGCUGAAAGAAUCGCCUCAUUUGAAACCAAAUGAAAUAGCUAAUGGACUCUUAAAAGGCUUUGGUGUUGCGUCAAACCCCACACAAGCAUCAGAUGGAACAGGUAUUUUGCAAGAACAGUUUUAUGAAUCAGAUAAAGCCGAGUAUAAUAAAUUACCGUGGUUCUGUGACAAGAUCAUGGAAACAAAUCCUGGUAGCAUUUCAAAACUCAUUGUUGGUGAGAACAAAAGAUUCAAAGCCUUUUUUGUGUCUUUUUACGCGUCCUUAUGUGGAUUCCAGAGUGCUUGUCGCCCCCUUCUUUUUCUAGAAGCUACCUCUUUAAGGUCCAGACAUGGUGAGUUUCUGCUGACAGCUAAUGCCAUUGAUGGAAAUGAUGGAUUUUUCCCUGUUGCAUUUGCUAUUGUAGACGUUGAGGAUGAUAACAAUUGGCAGUGGUUCUUGGAACAGUUAAAAUCUGCAAUCUUGAACUCACCACCUAUCACCUUUGUGUUUGAUAGAGAAAAGAACUUGAAAACAUCUAUUCUUGAAGUUUUUCCAGAUUCUCAUGUGGGUUACUCGAUUUACCAUCUUCUGGAGAGCUUCAAGAGAAAUGUUAAAGGUCCGUUUCAUGGCGAUGGUAAAUCUUUCUUGCCGGUACAUUUCUUGGCUGCAGCACAUGCAGUCCGUCUUGUUGGUUUUAGGAAGUCAACAGAGCAGAUUAAGCUGAUUUCAUCACAGGCAUAUGACUGGGUCAUGCAGAUUGAACCUGAACAGUACACGAGUUCGUCUUUUAAGGGUGAGCGUUAUAACCACAUUACAGAUGAUGUUGGUGGACCACUUGCAAAAUUAAUGGAGGAUUAUCGGGAGUUACCGAUUUUACACAAAAUAGAUGCCAUCAUACGUACCAUGAUUGAUGCCAUAACCGAUGCUAAUUUGGAUGGAAGUAUGUGGUCAACCCACUUAACUCCAUCAAAGGAGAAAGAUCUACAAGAAGAGAAUCUUAGAUCAUGUGGUUUGAAAGUGUUGAUUUCUUCUGAUACUUUGUUUGAGGUUCGUGAAGAUUCAACCCAUGUUGUGAAUACUAGUACUUGGAGUUGUACUUGCUUGGGGUGGAAAGAAACAGGCUUACCGUGUCGCCACGCUCUCGCAGUGUGUGCAUUGAUUGGUAGAAACCCGUAUGAGUUUUGCUCAAAUUACUUCACAGUUGAUGCUUAUCGUUUAACCUAUAUAGAGUCCAUAAACCUGGUACCCAUUGAAAAGGAAGAAGGUGAAAAGAUGGAGGUUGAUAUGGCAUGGGUUGAAAUUGAAGAAGCUUCAAAAAUAGAAGGGGCAAAUGAAGAAAGUCUUGAAAAGAUUGUAGUUGACGAAGGAAAUUGUGAAAACAUUAUAAUUGUGGAAGAAAAUGGUGAAAACAUUAUAAUUGAGGAAGAAAACAUUGGAACAAUUGAAGUUGCGGAAGUAAUUGGUGAAAAGAUUGAAGUUGUGGAAGAACGUAUCGAAAACAUUGAAGUUCAGGAAGAAAAUGGCGAAAAAACAGGGACGAAUGCUGGAAAUGAAAAGGAAAUAGAGGCCGAAAUAGAAGAAAGCGAUAAGGUCGAUAUUGAAAAUGAGGAUGAAAAGAUAGAGAUAGAGAAACUAGGGGGUGAAACAGAUGAAGUUUUGGAAGUAGGGGGUGAAAAGGAAGAAGGUAUGAAAGUGGAGGAUGAAAAGGUGGAGGUUGAGAAAGUUGAGGUUGAAAACGGUAAUGAAAAGAUUAGAGAAGAAGAUGAUCCAGAGGUCCUAGUGCUUCCUCCUAUUCCUCCAAAACCAGUUGAUGUAAUGACAGAAAAGACGGAAUGGGAUGAAGCAGAGGUUGAAACAAAGAGAACAGUAACGUGCACAAAGUGCAAGCAGCCCGGCCAUAAUAAGAAGUCUUGUACUCUGUACCAGGCGGCACAACAAGCUUGUUGACUUUGGGCAACUAGUACGCUCGCAACCCUUAAAACUGUAGGCAUCAUUAUACAAGUACAAGACAUAUCAGGUAUGAUUAGAAGUCAUGUGAGACCAGAUUAAAUAGGUUUUGUUAAUAUGUAUCAUAUGAAUCUCAUUUGAACUUGUCUUAUUUGAGAACCUUUUUUUAGGUCUAUAUAGCGUUUGAACUACUUAGUUUUUUUUUUAAACAUGGCAAGUCUUGUAGGAAGUGUUAUUCUUGUGAAAGGUAAGAAAAUGACAAUGAAUAAGGACUUCCCUUUCUAGUCCUAGUGAAACCGAGAAACUUGGAUAGGGUCGUAUUAUUCCUUAUUCUGCUUAUUUGAAAAUUGAUAUAUGCUAUACAACUAUGAUUAACUUUUA
Messenger RNA from Erigeron canadensis, 3882 nucleotides. RefSeq lists its product as uncharacterized. The coding region runs from base 250 to 3501 and encodes 1083 amino acids. Lineage: Eukaryota; Viridiplantae; Streptophyta; Magnoliopsida; Asterales; Asteraceae. Gene Ontology annotation, molecular function: zinc ion binding; protein binding. The record is from RefSeq and is a predicted model, not a curated record. The transcript has 3 exons.